CGCAGUUCUUUCCCUCCCCCGAAGUGGCGAUUGUCGGAAAGCGGCGUUUGCAGGGGAUCAGGCGCCUCCUCCCACUCCCUGAAGUAUUUCUACUCCUCCAUCUCAGACCCCAGUCAGGGGCUGCCCCAGUUUGUCGGUGUGGGGUACGUGGACGGUCAGGUCUUUGUUCACUACGACAGCCACAGUCAGAGGAUGCAGCCUCGAGUCUCCUGGAUAGAGAAGUAUGUGGGGAAGGAGGAUUCCCAGUACUGGGACAGAAACACAAGGAAUUUUCGUGCUGAUGAGGAGGUGUUCAGAGUCGGCCUGGAGACUCUGAGGAAUCGCUACAAUCAGAGCGAAGGUGAGUGAUGGGUCUGGUGGCUCCUCCGGCCCCAUAUUCCCCUCCCCAGGAACCAGAGGGGGGGAAAGGGGGGGUCCCUUCAAAGGGAAAAGCAGCCUCCACACCAUUUAAAAAGUCUU
Messenger RNA from Notechis scutatus (mainland tiger snake), 459 nucleotides. The record is from RefSeq and is a predicted model, not a curated record. Lineage: Eukaryota; Metazoa; Chordata; Lepidosauria; Squamata; Elapidae.